Molecule: messenger RNA, 1325 nt
Organism: Stylophora pistillata
Lineage: Eukaryota; Metazoa; Cnidaria; Anthozoa; Scleractinia; Pocilloporidae
Source: RefSeq, a predicted model, not a curated record
AAGUAAACCUUAAUGGAGGUGGAGAUACCAGCCGAAGAAAAGGCACCCUUGCUGGGACGAGAGACCAUUUAUUCAAGAUUGGGAACGGACGAAAUGCCUGCUUCCUCUAAAUGGCCCGAAGAUACUUACGAUAUCUCAGUGAAAACCACUGCUUUUGGUGUAAAAGGAGACGCCAUUGGCAAACGAUCGAGGAGUCAGCGUUGCAGGAUCUUCAAACAACUCAAGUUCGCUCUCUUUGACUCCCACUGGCCCUUGUCUUGUUUCCUUGCGGUUGCUUUUCUUGGUGUUUGGUUGCCUAAGAAGAGCAAAUCUCUUUGGCUGCUCACUUUAAUACCAGUAUUUCACAUGCUCUUCGGCUUGGGGGCACAUAUGUAUUUCAUUCUCUUGGCGAGAGACCAAAAUACUCUGAAAGUUCAUAUUGGGUCCAAAAUACUACUCACAUCGUUAUGGAUAAGCGGCUUUUCAUCGUACAUCCUAGCCUUGUAUUACUUCAGAUAUCAGUCACAGGAAUGGAGGAGAGGUCUGAGCAAAAUUCAACGCCGAGCCGUCAACGUGGGUCUCUUCACUGGUUUGCUACUUGUGUCAUGGGUCCUGUUUUUAGACGCCCAUUAUCAAGUUAUGUUUGACUUAGAACACAUUAAAAAAGCCCUUACUCAUAAGUGUCCCAAUUUGAAAGCUUGCAAUGGUGUUUGGUACCCCCUUGUCACUUCCAUAUACUGGGGAAUGUAUUCGUCCAUCGCUGUUUGCUGCGUGUUUUUCUCUCUGUGCCUCGCGAUGACGAACGAUCUCACGAGAGGAUACCAUCGCCUGACUAAAUGCAAUGGGAAUGUUCGAAAUGCUGUAAUAAUGCACAAGCAAGUGCAUGAACAAAUUGGAGAAAAGAUCAUCUGCAUACGGGUUUGGUUUUUAGUUCACACUUUUUUUUACCUGGUGGUGUUUUUAGCCAGCGUUUUCGACUGGUGGGAAGCUGCAAGCGACUCGUUACACUCUGUUGCCCAGUAUAUGGCUCAAAUCUCUGGAACGCUGGUCGUAGUGUACAAAUUUUUCUUCCCCUUUUUGUCAGCCAGUUACGUCACUUGGCACGAAUCAACACUCGUACAAGACAUGAACGACAAGACAGAUUACCUGCCAGGAGAAACCUUCCACUCGAGGCAAGACUUAGAAGUGUUCUUUGCACAGAGCAAGAGACGUGGUUAUGGAUUUCGCCUGUUUAAGAUACAAAUAACCAUAACGAUCGCAAUAUUUUCUUUGCUUGGAUCUGGCUUUGGACUCCUACACGCCUUGUUUUUUAAUAGUAGAUGAAUUUGUUCGGAACAUGAUAGAAC